This is a messenger RNA of Coccinella septempunctata (seven-spotted ladybird), 3207 nucleotides long. Its product is annotated as BTB/POZ domain-containing protein 7. The coding region runs from base 402 to 2957 and encodes 851 amino acids. Gene Ontology annotation, biological process: morphogenesis of a branching epithelium. NCBI's taxonomy places the organism in Eukaryota, Metazoa, Arthropoda, Insecta, Coleoptera, Coccinellidae. The record is from RefSeq and is a predicted model, not a curated record. Gene Ontology annotation, molecular function: protein binding. The transcript has 9 exons.
GGACGAUAAAUGCCAAUAUAGGUGAAAUGAAGUUGCGAUGUUGCAAAAUCUGUAAAAGUUGAAAAGUGAGCAAUGGGAAAAACCAAGGCGUUGGUGAAAUAUAUACAUUUCUUUUUGUAUAUUUACUGAGGAUUCAAAACUAUAUCUCUACUAUUUUUGAGGGUAAUAGUAAAAUGUAGUUCGCACAAGUUAAACAUCAGUUUUAUGAGAUCAUGUGGCAGUGAGUGGGUAAUUGUUAUUUGCCUUUCGGACUAUAAACAUGGCUACUUUGUUAUGAUGUAUAUCAAUGACUAUAUUUUUCCUGUAAAUAUCACUAAGAGAGCAAUAAUUCUCCAGGAAAUGAUAAGAAGAUUUCAACGCCCAGACAAUGUCUGUUCUCCAGGCCAAGGUCUGGGCAAGCAAUGAACCUGUUCAGUUGUUUGUUCCCUUGUGCACUGCAGCACAGUUGGUGGGGUGUCGAAAACGAACAGUGUAUGACUGAAGAGUUCGUGCUCAGGAUGGGUGUAAAUGCUUCCGCUGCUGCAGGUGUAGAUCCAGCAAUGGGAUUAACUGAGACAUCAACCACAUCGAUAGGGGUUCUCAUAAGGGAGAAAAAGAAGAAGGUGACCGGUUUUGCUACGUUGAAGAAGAAGUUGAUCCGUCGAAGGAGGUCUUCUAAAGCAUGUGAUCAUGGGCGUAUGCUCAGGGAGUUGGUUAGCGAUUGGAGCGCCUUAGAAAUAGCAGCAUUGCUGGAGGAAUAUGAAGCACUCGCUGCUCUCAAAGACUUAUGUGUUCAGGCUGAAUUGGCUAGGCCCCCAGCUGCUACGUUCAAACAAGACUUAUCAGCACUGUAUGACUUCAAAUAUUGUACAGAUGCCGAUUUGGUGUAUAGAGGAGCUUGCUUUCCAAUUCACAGGGCUCUUCUAUCCGCACGAUGCCCCUACUUCAGAGAUCUCUUUGCAGGUUGUCCAGGUUAUGGUGCCCGAAUAUGUUUAGAAUUACGCACUGCAACUGUAGACGUGCAGUUGUUCUCAGCUUUACUCCGUUACUUAUAUACUGGCGAUAUUUGCCCUCAUGAUACGAAUAUAGAUAUUAAUUUGUUAAGGAGACUGAGGGAAGAAUUCGGCACCCCGAACGCUUUAGAAGCCGAUUUACGUUAUUUAUUAGAGACUGGGGACUAUGCCGAUGCAGCUCUGGUAUUCACAUCCGAUGGAUCGGACUGCCAAAGGCCUGACUCAGGUAGCUCGGAAUAUGGUUUUAGACCAAAACUCGAGUUACCCUGCCAUAAAGCAAUACUUUCUGCGAGAUCUCCUUUCUUCAGGAAUUUAUUGCAACGAAGAUCUCGUAGCGGAGAGGAGCAUACAGAGAGAGCAUUACACAUUCCCACCAGAAUAGUCUUAGACGAAAGUGUGAUACCUAAAAGGUAUGCAAGGGUUCUGCUUCAUGCGAUAUACCUGGAUCAGGUUGAUCUCAAUUUGAUAUCACGAAAUGGCUGUGGCGGUGGCCUUGGAGAGGCUCAAGCCUUGGCUCACACAGGCAGGGCUAGGUUAUCCCCUAUAGAAGAAGCCAUGGAAUUAUUCCAAAUCGGUCGUUUCCUCGAGUUGGACAUCCUGUCGCAGGGCUGUGAAGAUUUGAUACUGGAAUGGUUAUCGCAAGAAACUUUGCCUGCUGUACUCCAAUGGGCUAGACAGCCAUAUGGCUCAGCGUGGGUGCAUAGACAGGCUUUACAUUUUUUACGUGAAGAGUUCCAAGCUAUAACUCAAUCUCCAGUGCUGCAACAGUUGGAUAAGACGCAUUUAAUUGAGGUUUUAAGAAGUCCAUUCCUACAAGCUAGUGAGUUGGAGAUUUUGGCCGCAGUCCUGAAGUGGGGAGAAAGUGAAUUGAUAAGACGAAUGGAAGACAGAGAGCCAAACAUCGUGAGUCACACUGCUCAUUCGGUGGCGAGAAAGGGAAUAAAGAAGCGUGAUCUGAGCGAUGUGGAAUUGAGGGAGAUACUCUGUGAUCUAUUGCCUUUAGUUCGUAUGGACCAUAUCCUGCCUCCUAAUAGUGAUAUUCUAAACCAAGCGAUUAGAAGAGGCUUAGUUAGUACCCCACCUAGCCAUAUGAUAGGUGGUGAGAGGGAAAAUCUCCGCGUUAAUGCUUGGAUUCGAUCUGGUAAAAAUAAUGGACUGUUCAUUCAGCCGCGUCUCUUCAUGCCUUACUACGACGAGGUCAAGGUGUUGGUCGAAGAUCAGCUCAUUCAGGAAGUUGAGAUGAUGAGAAUGAGACGUGCUCGCUACAUGCAAGAUAUACCUGAUACGCUUUAUAUGGUGGAGGAACAACCACGACGGGGUCCAGUGGGUGUGGACGUUUUGGCUUCCGUUCUGCCAGUACCUGAUCCAACUGUGAUGAGCGCCAUGUUGAAGCGUGAACAGAAGCUGCGUUCAUCCCCCGGCUGCCAGAGGGCGAUAAACAUGCCCUUAUCCUCCAGACAAGAAAUAAACAGACAGAUCCGUUUGAGGGUGGUCAGAGAGUUCAACCUACCGGACCCGGUGGCCGAUAUGCUGGAGAACUACCACCACUUGUCUUUGGACCAGCACGACGACGAGCGUAAAUACGACGGUCCUAUCCAGUCGCCCGAAAAAUCCAGCCUGUUAUGCCAGGGUCACAUGACGUUCCCCAGGUCCAACUUCACCCAGAGACACGAACUACCCGCCGUGGUGGCGGAGGGGGAGUUCAGGUUUCCCGGAGAGCCGGAAUCUAGUUCUUGCAGCGACGGGCACUUGUCGGACAUAAUGCCCGACAUCGCCAUGGCCACGUCCACGAUGGGGCAGAUGCAGAUACAGGAUCAGCAAGAGAUGCAGCUCGAUCUCGGCGACGGGGCCUCGCAUCUCCAACCAAUGGCGAGCGCCUCCUACAGGCGGUAUCAGCCGUCUACCUACCCGCACCUGAGGUCCGAAACGCAGCCUUACCUAUCGCCCAAGAAUCGUUUCUUAUAGUUUCAGGCUUAUCCCCGGCGUUUGUAAAUAGACACGUUGGCUUCUGUCGGGUAAAUAUUACUUGUACAUCUGUGAUUUUUUCGUGACGAGACUGAUCGAUCCAGUAGCCGAUAGGUUUGGUGUCGAUUUAUUUUUCCCGAGAUUCGAGCGAAAUUAUAACCGACGAGAUUGUAUCAUUAUCGUAGGAAUAACUUUUAUUUAUUCUCAUCUUCUUGGUUCUGUGAACUUGUGCUUUUGGGGUAAUGAAAUU